Cajanus cajan (pigeon pea) is the source of this 1413-nucleotide messenger RNA. Lineage: Eukaryota; Viridiplantae; Streptophyta; Magnoliopsida; Fabales; Fabaceae. The record is from RefSeq and is a predicted model, not a curated record.
AUGGAAGGAUUGAAUAAAUUUUUGGACUUCGCAUUUGCCAAUAAGAGCGUUGAUGGUAAGAUAAUAUGCCCAUGUUUGAAAUGCAAGUUUAACAAAUGGCAAACUCGGGAAGCAACAUACGAGCACUUGAUUUUGAAACCUUUUCCAAAAGGGUAUACAUUUUGGCUUCUCCAUGGAGAGACUAGUUGUGUACAAAAUAUAGUUGAGACACCUACAAUACCACAACAAAAUGAAGAUAGAGUUGUUGUUGAUGAUCCCAUAUGUGACAUGGUUAAUGACGCAUUUGGGAAUUUUGUCUAUAACGACAAUGUGGUUAAUGAUGAGGAUAUAUGUCUUGAAUCAAGCCAAAUGAUGUCCGAUGAAAUUAAAGAGUAUUUGGAGUUAAUGCAUGAUGGGCAACAAAGUUUGUAUGAAGGAUGUGAUAAAUAUUCAAAGCUUUCCUUCUUGGUCAAGUUGUAUCACAUCAAGUGUCUAUGUAGAAUGAGUGACAAGGCAAUGUCAAUGAUACUAGAGUUGUUAGCAGAAGCAUUUGAGCAUGCUAAAAUCCCAUGUUCUUUUUAUGAAGCCAAGAAAAUUAUAAAUAAGCUUGGCCUUCAGUACACCAAAAUUGAUGCUUGCCCAAAUGAUUGCAUGUUAUACUUUGGAGAAGACAAAGAUAGAGAAAAUUGUAAGAAAUGCAAAGCUUCUAGAUGGAAGAAAAAAAAGAAGGGCACAAUUAGUGAUGCUACUACUAAUAAGCAAAAAAAGGUUCCUGCCAAAGUUUUAAGAUAUUUUCCUUUGAAGCCACGUUUACAGAGGAUGUUUAUGUCUUCUAAAAUUGCUGAGCACAUGCAAUGGCAUGCAUCAGAAAGUACUUAUGAAGGCAUAUUAAGGCAUCCAAGAGAUUCUGAAGCAUGGAAGAACUUUAACUUAAUGCAUCGUGAAUUUGCUUCAGACCCUCGAAAUGUAAGACUUGGUUUGGCUACUGAUGGGUUCAAUCCAUUUGCACAUAUGAAUGUAAGUCAUAGUAUUUGGCCAGUUGUACUCAUACCUUACAAUCUUCCUCCUUGGAUGUGUAUGAAGUCAAGCUCAUUCAUUCUUUCCAUGAUCAUUCCUGGUAAGAGAGCACCAGGAAAUGAUAUAAAUGUAUAUCUACAACCAUUGAUAGAGGAGUUAAAGGAGUUAUGGAACACUGGCGUUAGCACAUUUGACUCACAUAACAAUGAAGUGUUUAAUAUGCAUGCAGCGUUAUUGUGGACUAUUAGUGACUUUCCUGGUCUUGGAACCUUGUCUGGAUGGAAUACACAUACUGGAUUAGCUUGUCCUAGAUGCAAUUUUGACUCAGAACGGGACGAAAGUUGGCCAAACAUCAACAUAGAGUUGAAAAAUCAUCAGACACUACAAGAAUUUAUGUUUUUAACUGGGGUUAUUUAA